Molecule: messenger RNA, 1059 nt
Organism: Cladophialophora yegresii CBS 114405
Lineage: Eukaryota; Fungi; Ascomycota; Eurotiomycetes; Chaetothyriales; Herpotrichiellaceae
Exons: 1
Coding region: 1-1059 (352 amino acids)
Source: RefSeq, a predicted model, not a curated record
AUGUUCGCAAUCCAAUGUGAGGGAACCCCUUAUGAGGUCGGUUUCCAGCAUGGGGCGGCUCUUACUGCGCAGAUCCAGGAUAGCGUUGAUUUUUACACCUGGAUGUUCAAGAAAUAUACCGGCAAAGACUGGAAAGAUAUUCUGGUCGUCGCCGAGGAGUUCGCGGGUCAGAUUGGACAUCGAUGGCCGAGGUUUUAUGAUGAGAUCAGAGGAAUUGCCGCAGGCUCGGGCCACAGCAUUGAAGACAUUGUUGCAUUGAACGUCAGAACAGAGAUUGCGUACGGGCUACUGGCCGCGUAUAUCAAUGUGCCCGUCGACGGAUGCACGACGCUGUUCUGGAGAACCGGGGAGAGUGUCUUCUUGGGGCAGAAUUGGGACUGGAUGGAGCAGCAAAAAAGGAACGCUGGGUUGAUGACCAUCAAGUCUCCGGGAUUACCGACCCUUAAGAUCAUGACCGAGGCAGGAAUCAUUGGCAAGAUCGGAAUGAACUCAAGCGGCGUAGGAAUCUGCAUGAACGCCAUACGAUCUACCGGCUAUGACAGUGGGCGCAUCCCCGUGCAUCUUGCCAUGCGUAUGGCGUUGGAAUGCCAGACGGCGACCCAAGCAGCAGAACUGCUCCAGAACAUCGGCGUUGCAGGCUCUGUGCACCUCCUGGUUGCAGAUGUCAGCAAUGCUUUCAGCUUCGAAUUCACUUCCAAAACAUGCCUUCGCCUGCGUGCCGACAAUGAACACCGAAUCUUCCACAGCAACCAUAUGAUCGAAAAGCACGAGGGCAUCUGUGAAGACCCUGAAGCAGACUCGUUUCCAAGGCUGCAGCGCAUGCGACAGAUUGCCGAUGAGCAGCUGCUGGCAGGCGGAGUCAAGAGCCUAAGCAGCUUCCAAACGCUGUUUGACGACCAUGACGGGUUUCCAGUUUCGAUUUGCAGGUUUCAGGAAGGCGUCAGUGAAGAUGCGACGCUGUUUAACAUUGUGAUGGACUUGAGCAAGAAGGAGGCGCUUGUCACAUUUGGCAAGCUGUGCAAGCCCGAGGGCGUGUACAGUGUAGCAUUUGAUGCGUAA